Staurois parvus is the source of this 241-nucleotide messenger RNA. Lineage: Eukaryota; Metazoa; Chordata; Amphibia; Anura; Ranidae. The record is from the annotation of a GenBank genome assembly.
GUGUGCUUACAGUGAAACACACACAUACCUCACAUACUAAAAAAGCACACAGUUAACCCUUUGAUCGCCCCACAUGUUAACCCCUUCCUGCCCAGUGCCAUUAUGCUUUUUUUUCUUUAGCACUGAUCACUGUAUUGGUGUCACUAGGGAUGUCAGUGACAACAAGUUCGUUCCCCCCAGUGUCAGAAUGCCCCCGGCAGUCCCGCUAUAAGUCGUUGAUCACCGCCAUUACUAGUAAACA